This is a messenger RNA of Myzus persicae (green peach aphid), 2450 nucleotides long. RefSeq names its product KRAB-A domain-containing protein 2-like. The transcript is spliced from 4 exons. Gene Ontology annotation, molecular function: nucleic acid binding. The record is from RefSeq and is a predicted model, not a curated record. Gene Ontology annotation, biological process: DNA integration. Bases 462 to 2159 code for a protein of 565 amino acids. Lineage: Eukaryota; Metazoa; Arthropoda; Insecta; Hemiptera; Aphididae.
AAUGACCGGUAAUUUACGUAAGUGGCGACACAUAAUGGUUAUUGUUGUAAACACGGGUGUUAUUUUAUUAUUCACGUAAAUUCCCAACUCCUGCUGGACGUUGUUGUAAAUUAUUCAUUAUUUAUACAUUUAUAACAUACAGGUCACUUUUAGUUAGCUAUCUACACUCGUUAAAUGAUAAUCAGCGAUAGUUACUCGAGCAGUCGAGCAAACCAUAAUAAUAUUAAAUAUUAAUACACUGCAGCUGGUGGUUAUCUAACAAAUUAUCAAAGGUAGGUAAUUUGUUUUAUUGGAUUUUUUUCCUAUAACGUAUUUUAGCUAUUUCAGUAUUGUUGCAGACAUCGUAUUCGUUUGACAUCGCUUUAUUAGCAGUUCACCAGUUCGACAUUUCGCAGUUAGACAGUUCACGUGUCAUUGCAUUUUUAAAUAUUAAUUUUUUAUUCACGUAAAAAAUAUUAAGUAUGGAUGUAGAUACUAUGCGUAGUAAAUUCAACGAUUUAUUUAAUAAGUUGAUUAGUCAAAAACGGACUGACAAUAAUUCUUAUUUUAGUUUAUCGGAGUAUAGUGAGCAAAUUUCCAAAGUUAAAGAGUCGAAAAAAAUAUUAAAUACUAAGGGAUUGAAAAAAUCGGUAAAAGAUUACAGGAUGGUUCGUAAGUAUGAAAUAUUAAUAGUCAAUGGAAAAGAACGCUUGAUAAAACCAGUAUCAGAAAAUAAUAAUUCUAUGCUUUAUUAUGUAACAAAUGAAGAACUUUUUGAUAUUCUUCAUACUACUCAUUCGUCUAUUGGACAUGGUGGGAGAAAUCGAAUGGUUGCGGAAAUAAAAAAUAAGUAUUGCAAUAUAACUAAGGAAUCAAUUAUGCUAUAUUUACAACUUUGUUCACACUGCCAAAAGAAAUCUACUAAUAGAAAAAGAGGAAUGGUUUCCAAACCAAUAUUACACAAUGCUUUUAACUCAAGAGCACAAGUAGAUUUAAUAGAUAUGCAAUCCCAAAAUUUUAACGAUUUUCGGUUUAUUUUUUGUUAUCAAGACCAUUUAACGAAAUUCGUAAUUUUAAGGCCUUUAAAAAGUAAACGUGCAGAGGAGAUAGCAUAUAAUUUACUUGACAUUUACACGACCUUUGGUGCACCAGCUAUUUUGCAGUCAGAUAAUGGCCGUGAGUUCGUAAAUUCGACUAUAACUGAACUACACAAUAUGUGGGAAGACGUCAAAAUUGUUCAUGGUAAACCAAGGCACAGUCAGAGCCAAGGUUCUGUGGAACGAGCAAAUAGAGAUGUAGAGGAUAUGUUGGCUACGUGGAUGGCAGAAAACAAUAGUACGGAUUGGCCCUCUGGUUUGAAAUUUAUUCAGUUUCAGAAAAACCGAGCUCUUCAUUCAGGUAUUGGAAGAUCUCCUUAUGAAGCCAUGUUUGGCUGUACUGCCAGAACAGGACUAUUAUCGAUUGGUCUACCAAAUGAUGAAAUAAAUUCAUUAAAAACAGAAGAAGAUAUAGAAAAAUUGUUUAAUCAAAUGCAAGAAAUUGGAUUACAUGAUUCAAAACAAAAUAUUGAAGAAGUUAUUUCACCAAUUUCAGAACAGCAAGAAAAUAUGAUAGAUACAGAUACGAACCUAAGAAAAUGUGAAACAUGUUUUAUUUUCCUGGAAGCUGACAAUGAAAGUACAAAAUGCAUGCAUUGCCAACGUCAUGAGAAAAUACAGAAUGAACGACAUAAAUCAAGUGAAUGCUUAAAGAAACAAGCCAAAAAAAUGAUGACUAUUUCAAAUAAGAAAUUUAGUCCACUAGAAGUUGGUACCACAGUUAAAGUUGGAAUACCUGAUGUUGAUCGAGCACGUGGAUCACCACGAAACCUAUUAGCAGUUAUUACCCAGGUUGAAGAUGAUUUAUAUAAAUUAGGUACAGAGAACGGCAUAAUUAAACAUUUGUAUACUCGAUCGCAGAUCGAUCCCUGCAAAGAAUGUUUUGUUGAUUUGGUAUCUGUAAAUACCGAAAAAGAAAUUACGCUUAGAGAAGCUGCAGGUUUUAGUAGUGUCACUGGACCACAAGGUUACAGAAGGUGUAAUUGCAAACUAAAGUGCAGAACAAACAAAUGCAUUUGUCGAUUAGCGGGAAUAUUGUGCAAUUCAAAAUGUCACAACAGCAUGCCUUGCGAAAAUAAAUAAUAAAUAUAAUAUAUAAUUAAUAAUAAAAAAAAUUAUAAGAUAAAUAUUAAUAACUGUAGUCUGUAAUUAAUUAAAUUAAUGUGUAUUUUCAGUAAUUUACGUAAUUUACCAACAGUCAAUGGUUAAUAACGUUAAUAUUCGGUCAUUGAGGUAAAAUUGUUUUAUUUUGUUUUGUAAUUUACAACAAUAGUCUAUUAUCUUGGAAACUGACGUUAUUGCCCGGUAGUUUACGAAAAUAACCUAGCAACUUGGCUUCUAACGUUAAUGACCGGUUAAUAACGUAAAUGUUCA